AUGUUAUCAUCAUCAGUGUCAGGUCAAGAACGUAUUGAAGAUCAAAACAAGGAUAUUAUGUAUUCAACAGCUUUCCUUAAAUCGGGAAAUCCUUCGACUGCAUCAUCAAGUGCUCCUCCCGUUAACUACUACACCACCAUCCAAGAAGAAAAGGCCAAAUCCGAACAGUCAGUCGUUGAUUCAUCCAGAACUACAUCACAAGAGCCACUAUUUGCUUCAAGCAUGUCAUCGGCUCAUGAUGCACCCAUCACAUUUUCUUUCAAUUCCCCACCUAGCGAAGAACCUAUGUCAACACCGUCAUCUUCAAAGCGAGAAUCACGUCUUUUUUCAGCAUCUACCACACCACAAACACCAUCCAAGAAGAGAGUAUUUACAGAGAAGGAAAUUGAGGACUUGGAUAUGAAAUACAAGCAAGAAUUGGCCGAAAUGAUGCAAGAUGAAGAUCCAAGUCAACAUUUUAAGUCACCAUCAACUCUCUCCAAACAAGAAUCUCAUACUAAUGGUCAAUUAUCGGAAAGUGAUGAGCCCAUUCUUUCUGUCACUCAAGAAUCUCCUGAGGUUUUCAUGAAGAGUUUGAGCGGAAUGGCUCGAAUUUUCUAUGCCCAAAUUCUCAGACAUGAGGAAAAGAUUGAAUCAUUAACAAAAGCGAACAGAAAAUAUCAAGAUGUGAUCAAGAAAAAGAGUGAAAAGAUUAGUCUCCUUCAACAUCAACUCUCCACAAUGGUAAAACAAAUGGAGAAGUAUGAACAGUCAUUGAGGCAACGAGUCACCUCUUCACCACCAUCGCAUUCCAUUGUAUCUCCUCCACCUCCCUCUUCGAAAUCAUCAACAGUUGCAAGCUCUCCUGCCGCCUCAUCGUCCACCGAUGCAACUGCUUCUUUGAGCGAGCCAUUACCUCCAAUUUUGGCUCCAAAACCAAAGAAGAGAAAAACCGAGAGUGACUCAUCUGCGGAAGGAAAGAGCUCAUCCUCUGAAGGAAAGAUUGUAAAAUCACGAUCGAAUGUUGUCUUUAAGGUGAAACCAUCCGAUUGUGUCAACUAUAAUGGGGCAACAUAUAUUCUUGCACGAGCGUUUGAAGAUAAAUACAAGCUUAAGAAAAUGCUGAACUCGUACCAAACACAAACCGGUGAGAAUCCUCAAUUGUUUUUACGAGAUGAAGAAUUUAAAAAGCUUAAAUCAGAGAAUCCUGAUAAUUUGAGCGUUUUUGCAUACAGAACCUCGUUGUAUACCAUGGACUUUGUUAACUUUUACAUUUCUAAUCAGUAG
This is a messenger RNA of Naegleria lovaniensis, 1266 nucleotides long. RefSeq lists its product as uncharacterized. The record is from RefSeq and is a predicted model, not a curated record. Lineage: Eukaryota; Heterolobosea; Eutetramitea; Acrasida; Naegleriidae. The transcript has a single exon. Bases 1 to 1266 code for a protein of 421 amino acids.